Molecule: messenger RNA, 2979 nt
Organism: Pseudophryne corroboree (corroboree frog)
Lineage: Eukaryota; Metazoa; Chordata; Amphibia; Anura; Myobatrachidae
Product: zinc finger protein 84-like
Exons: 2
Coding region: 199-1653 (484 amino acids)
Biological process (GO): regulation of transcription by RNA polymerase II
Cellular component (GO): nucleus
Molecular function (GO): RNA polymerase II cis-regulatory region sequence-specific DNA binding; DNA-binding transcription factor activity, RNA polymerase II-specific
Source: RefSeq, a predicted model, not a curated record
GGCAACAUUGGACACAACACAUUUCAGUGGAGGAGGCGGGAGAGGAGGUGACGGUGACCGGCAGUGAGGUAACUUAAGGAGCUGGAGUCCCACUAUGAAUAGAAGACAAGGCUGUGGAAAGAGAUGACGUGGAAAGGCUCCUUGUUCCCUGAUCUAGCCAACUAAAGAUAUAAUUUCUUCUUAAGCUUCUGAAUUUACAUGAUGAGUCUCACAGGAGAGAGACCACAUCUGUGCUCUGAGUGUGACAGAAGCUUUACAUGUAAAUCACAUCUUCUCAUACAUCAGAGGAUUCACACAGGAGAGAAACCAUUUACAUGUUCUGAAUGCAGCAAGUGUUUUUCCAUGAAGUCACAGCUUGUUAUACAUCAGAGAGUUCACACAGGAGAGAAACCAUUUGAAUGUUCUGAAUGCAGCAAGUGUUUUUCCCAGAAGUCAGAGCUUGUUAUACAUCAGAGGCGUCACACAGGAGAGAGACCACAUCUGUGCUCUGAGUGUGACAGAAGCUUUACAUGUCAAUCAGGUCUUAUCAGACAUCAGAGGAGUCACACAGGACAGAGACCAUUUGAAUGUUCUGAAUGUAGGAAGUGUUUUUCCCGGAAGUCACAUCUUGUUAUACAUCAGAGGAGUCACACAGGAGAGAGACCACAUAUGUGCUCUGAGUGUGACAGAAGCUUCACACGUAAAUCACAUCUUAUCAGACAUCAGAGGAGUCACACAGGAGAGAGACCCUUUGAAUGUUCUGAAUGUAGCAAGUGGUUUUCCCAGAAGUCAGAGCUUGUUAUACAUCAGAGGCGUCACACAGGAGAGAAACCAUUUACAUGUUCUGAAUGUAGCAAGUGUUUUUCCCAGAAGUCAGUGCUUGUUACACAUCAGAGAGUUCACACAGGAGAGAAACCAUUUGAAUGUUCUGAAUGCAGCAAGUGUUUUUCCCAGAAGUCAGAGCUUGUUGUACAUCAGAGGAGUCACACAGGAGAGAAACCAUUUACAUGUUCUGAAUGCAGCAAGUGUUUUCCCCGGAAGUCAGAGCUUGUUGUACAUCAGAGAGUUCACACAGGAGAGAAACCAUUUGAAUGUUCUGAAUGCAGCAAGUGUUUUUCCCAGAAGUCAGAGCUUGUUGUACAUCAGAGGAGUCACACAGGAGAAAACCCAAUUAUAUGUUCUGAAUGCAGCAAAUGUUUUACCAGGAAGUCAUAUCUUGUUAUACAUCAGAGGAGUCACACAGGAGAGAAACCAUUUAAAUGUUCUGAAUGCAGCAAGUGUUUUUCCCGGAAGUCAGAGCUUGUUGUACAUCAGAGGAGUCACACAGGAGAAAACCCAAUUAUAUGUUCUGAAUGCAGCAAAUGUUUUACCAGGAAGUCAUAUCUUGUUAUACAUCAGAUGAUUCACACAGGAGAGAAACCAUUUAAAUGUUCUGAAUGCAGCAAGUGUUUUUCCCAGAAGUCAGAGCUUGUUGUACAUCAGAGGAGUCACACAGGAGAAAACCCAAUUAUAUGUUCUGAAUGCAGCAAAUGUUUUACCAGGAAGUCAUAUCUUGUUAUACAUCAGAUGAUUCACACAGGAGAGAAACCAUUUAAAUGUUCUGAAUGUAGCAAGUGUUUUUCCCAUAAGUCAUUUCUUAUUAGACAUCAGAGGAGUCACACAGGAGAGAAAUAAUUUAUAUUUUAUGAGUGCAGCAAAUGUUUUUCCCACAAGUCAUAUCUUGUUAUACAUCAGAGGAGUCACUCAGGAGAGAAAUAAUUUAUAUGUUCUGAAUGUAGGAAGUGUUUUACUAGAAAGAAAACACUCAGUAAUCACAUGCGGAGUCACUCUGAGGGCCUGAAUGCAGCUUGUGUAUCAUAAGUAAUGUAACUUAUCACAACUGUAUGAAUUCAAUGGAGCCAAUAUUUAUUUUCUGAGUGUGACAAGUGUUUUAUAUAAAUGACUCUUGAUAAAGACAGGAGAGGUCAGACAAGUGGACCUGGAGGUACUUUUCCCCUUGGGAAGGUCUCUGUGUUAGGAACUAGAGCUGCAGUAUAACAAUAGCCAAUGACCGUGGGACUGCCAUUACUGAGCUCUGUAAUAUACAGCUGUUCUGCUCAUGCAGGUGCUGGGACUAGUAGAGAGUUCCAGCAGCUCCUCUCAGUACUGGGAUUCCUUCUCUGACCAGCAGGGCUAUGAGUACUGGGUAUUUCUACAGGAACAAUGUAUGCUGUUCUGUUUCACCGUAUGGGUUAUUGUAUGGGGUGUUAUUUUUAACCACUUUUUAGAUGCCAUUUUGUCCAUGUUUAACUCCAUUUUGUAUAUGUAUGACCUCAUUGCUUUAUAUACUGUACAUACAUUUUAUUAGGAUUAGUGCUUUGCAGACAUAUAGGCACCAGUUAGAAAUAUAGUGUCACGUUAAGUUACAAGUUUUCUUUCUCGUUUGACAUAGUGUGAAAGACAUAGUGAGUGAGAAGUGUAUACAGCUUUUAGGAUGGCUGAUUAUAAUAAAUAUAUGUUCCUGUUAUCAGUAUCUCAGAUGGAAACUGUCUAGUAAGAUGUUUGGGGUAUUGUGUUCAUAAGUAGGGGAAAGGGUACAGUUGUCUAGAAUAACAUAUAUUAUGUUAUCCUGAAUGACUACUGCACCCAGCGUCACAGACCCUGAAUGUAAUAUCUGGUAAGACAAUGUUAGCGUAUCCUUGCAGGGUUAUAAAGCCUAGAGACUUACACAUAGCAAGUAGUUCUGAUGGAAGCUAGGUCUGGCUGAAGCGGACGUAGACUUCUACAAACCCCCUCCAGCUUGUAACUUGCGACAAAGUUAUUAGGCGGGACCCUGGAGAAUGAUUGAACUACAUUAUUUAAACUAGUUAAUCGAUGACCAUCAUCUGGGACAGAUCUUAUAACAUCUGGGAUAAGAGCUGAGUGUUCUAAUUUGUUCUUGUUAUUAUUGUAACUGACUAGAACUUGUUACUUGCAUGUUUUCAUUAUUGUAACUUUGAUAAAUGAUUAUCCUUUUUAAUA